AUGCCUGAAUUGGACCAGUCCUCCAACAUGGCCAACUUGACAUCGCAAACCAGUUUCCGUCUCGCAGAUGGGUUGGGAUAUGCUCUUCAGCAGAAUCACCGCUCUGUCAUUAAGCUGAACUUACAACACUUCCUUCGACGCCAGGUAUUUGGUUUUCAAAUCCAUCCUUCCGUCCCCACAGAUCUUGAGAAGAUCGCCGAUGUGGCUUGCGGGACCGCAUUGUGGCUGAUCGACGUUUCCCGGGAAUUCCCUCACUUCCAAAUCGACGGACUGGAUGUUGAUUUGACUCAAGCCCCUCACCCAAAAUGGCUCCCCUCCAAUAUCCAUCUUCAACAAUGGGAUAUUUUUUCGGAUGUGCCAGCAGGCCUAGAGGCAAAAUAUGACCUUGUACAUGCCCGACUUCUUGUACUGGUACUUUCUGGCCUGGACCCUAUGCCUGUAUUGCAUCAUUUGUUUUAG
This is a messenger RNA of Penicillium malachiteum, 459 nucleotides long. RefSeq names its product class I SAM-dependent methyltransferase. The transcript has a single exon. The record is from RefSeq and is a predicted model, not a curated record. NCBI's taxonomy places the organism in Eukaryota, Fungi, Ascomycota, Eurotiomycetes, Eurotiales, Aspergillaceae. Bases 1 to 459 code for a protein of 152 amino acids.